This is a messenger RNA of Amborella trichopoda, 1727 nucleotides long. RefSeq names its product beta-glucuronosyltransferase GlcAT14B. The record is from RefSeq and is a predicted model, not a curated record. Lineage: Eukaryota; Viridiplantae; Streptophyta; Magnoliopsida; Amborellales; Amborellaceae. Gene Ontology annotation, cellular component: membrane. Gene Ontology annotation, molecular function: glucuronosyltransferase activity.
AGGCGCUUUCCUCGUUUCUGGAGACGGCCACGAUCGAUGGAUACACUGCAACUCGUCUCUCAACUGUCUUUUACCUCCCUUUCUGGCUGUCCUUCCAAAUUUAGCAUCCUCAAACCCUAAAUUUGUUGCCACUUUCCGCAUGAGAUUUCCAGCUUUCUAUGAAGAAUUUUCUUUACUUAAAUUCUACCUAGUUUUGGACCAUGAAGAAACCCCACUAUCUCUGCAACUGCCUUCUCGAAAUCUGGCGAUUCCUUCUAAUUUACCGCACCAUGAUCACUCUUGAAGUUUUUCUCCUCUAGAGUUCCAGCCAAAUUUGGCUAUUCUUCAAGCCAUGAAGAAGCCUCACCAUCUCUGCAACUCCCGCUUGGAGAGAAAAUGGCUAAUGCCUUUGCUCGUAAGCUCUUUGGCCUCUGUUACUUUUCUUAUUGUUGCAACCCUAAGGAAUGAAAAUCAUAGUUUUGAGACCCCAGUUUCUACGAUCUCUGGGUUCGAAUCCGAUAAAAGUUCUGAACUUUUGGGUGUAGGUUUUGAUUCUACUGAAGAAUCAGGGUUUCCGCGGCUCCCAAGGUUCGCAUAUCUCAUUUCUGGAACAAAAGGAGAUGGGUUGAGAAUGAGGAGAUUGUUACAAGCUGUAUAUCAUCCUAGAAAUUACUAUCUUUUGCAUAUGGAUCUCGAGGCCUCACCAAAAGAGCGGCUAGAUUUAGCUAAGUUUGCUAAACUGGAGGCAGUGUUUGUGGAGGCCAAUAAUGUUAAGGUUGUAGGCAAUGCAAACCUUGUUACUUAUAAAGGACCGACCAUGAUUGCUUGCACUCUCCAUGCAGUGGCGAUUCUGCUGAAAAGGGCGAAGGCCUGGGACUGGUUCAUCAAUUUGAGUGCUUCUGAUUAUCCUCUGAUGACUCAGGAUGACCUGCUUCAUGUUUUCUCAUACAUGCCUAGGGACCUGAACUUCAUUGAGCACACGAGUGACAUCGGAUGGAAAGAGUACCAAAGGGCAAAACCGAUCAUCAUAGAUCCAGGAUUAUACAAUUCUGAAAAAUCUGACAUAUUUUGGGCCACUCAGCAUCGUUCCAUGCCAUCUUCCUUCAAAAUAUUUAUAGGAUCUGCAUGGGUGGUGCUGAGCCGGUCAUUCCUCGAGUUCUGCAUACACGGCUGGGACAACCUCCCCCGAACGCUCCUCUUGUACUACACCAACUUCUUAUCUUCGCCAGAGGGUUACUUCCACACGGUUAUAUGCAAUGCCAAGGACUACCAAAACACAACCAUCAACCAUGACCUCCACUACAUUAUGUGGCACAACCCACCUCGACAACACCCAGUAUCUCUCACCUCUGUGCAUUUCGAAGGCAUGGUACAGAGUGGUGCACCUUUUGCUCGCAAGUUUGCUAGGGAUGCUCCAGUCUUGGAGAAAAUAGACAAGGAGCUCUUGGGAAGAUCUAUUGGCAAAUUUACCCCUGGUGGUUGGUGCAUGGGUUCAAAAUCUUUAGGAAGAGACCCUUGUGCUUCUUUAAGAGGAGGCCUUGAUGUUGUUAGACCUGGUUUGGGUUCGAAGAGGCUCGAAAAAUUGCUCUUGAAACUUCUUGAUCCUGAAAAUUUCAGGUCUAGGCAGUGUAAAUAAUUUAUAAUGAGUUGAAUUCCCAUCUUUUUGUGCUCUUUCGUAUUUUUGGUGGGUUACCAUCACACGAGGUAAACAGAACAGAAAAAAAAAGAAGAAAAAUUAAUGUUGUAAA